Molecule: messenger RNA, 495 nt
Organism: Drosophila navojoa
Lineage: Eukaryota; Metazoa; Arthropoda; Insecta; Diptera; Drosophilidae
Source: RefSeq, a predicted model, not a curated record
CGUCGACUUGGAGCGUUCAGUAGCAAAAUGAGCGACGCAGCGCCUACACGACCAGCACGAGUCGCAGUCACCCUGCUGCUAAUGCUGCUGUCUCUGCUGGGCUGCACUGCGAGCGAGAAGCCGACGUCGGCGGAGGACACAUCGUGGAUGGCGCCACUGCAGCAACAGUAUGGCUGGGAUGCCAGCGAGCUGAGGAACAAGAUGCAUCAGGGCGACGCGACCACCUACGAGCUGGGCACACCCAACUACCAGAUCCUGAAUCCGGAGGAUGAGCCCGAGUACAUAACGGCCGAUCAGCCGCACUACCAGGAGAUGCUGCGGCGCCUAACCAGCUCCAGCAAUGGCAGCCACACGAUAGACAUGACCAUGCCCAGUACCAUCUCAAGUGCCAGUGCCUCGGCCGUAGCCUCAGGCUCAGCCUCGGCCUCAGAUGAGCCCAAAGAGGUCAAGUGGGAGAAGCUGCAGAAGCGCAGCUUUCAUCAACCGGCAGUGGGC